AUGCUGCGCCCGCUGUUGUUAUCGCUGCUGCAUGCGCUACUGACACCAUGCGAGGGUGCAGAGUACUCGGACCCGUCGCUAUUGGACUCGACAGUGGCCCAUGGAAUGAUCAUCGACGCCGGCAGUAGCGGAAGCCGCAUGCACGUGUACCAGUGGGAGCCGCGCAUGUUCACGACGCUGCCCCCGCCGAUCUCUAUCCCCGGCUCAACCAACCAGUGGACGCACAGGAUGGAGCCAGGGAUUUCCUCCUACAUCACUCACCUUGAGGAUAUCGCGGAAGCCCUAUCUCCCCUAGUGGACUUCGCGAAGGAUAUCCUAAAGGACUACGAAGAGGACUGGGAGCGGUUCCCCAUAUACCUCAAGGCCACCGCCGGCGUGAGGCAGCUGCCGUACGGCGACCGCGAGGCGCUCUUGUCCGCCGUGCGAGACUUCCUGGGCAACCCCGAGACGUGCCCCUUCUACUUCCAGUUCGAUCACGCCAGGGUUAUCUCCGGGGAGGAGAGGUUACGGGCAUUCCUUCAGGAGGGCAUCUACGGCUGGGCGGCCGUCAACUUCCUUCGCGGCGAGCUCCUUGCCCUUAGCGAGGGGGUGGGGACGGCGGUAUCGUCGGGAAACAUGACCGUGGGCACGCUGGACCUCGGGGGAGCGUCCACCCAGAUCUCCUUCUUCAAGUCCGACCAGGACAUCCUCGCCAACCUUUUCAAGCUGCAGAUCGGCGCCGAGAAGCACUGGAACGUGUACACGCACUCCUUCCUCCAGUUCGGCCUCAACUCCGCACGGGCCCGCAUGCACACGAAGGUCGUCCACGCGGUGGCGGCGGCUGCGGCUCCGGCGGCUGCGGCGGCGGCUGCGGGUGCAGAUGCAGAUGAAGGCGUCAACGCGCCGCCGGUGGAGGUGGUUGACGCAUGCCUCCCGAAGGGCUUCAACGAGAGCUUCGUCUCCCCGGAGGACGGGAAGGAGUACCUCAUCGUACCCGCGGACGGGGGCGCCGACUUCGACGCGUGCGACCGGCAGACUGCGGAGCUCCUCGAGGCUUCCUCUUCAUCGGGCAGCUUCUGCCAGUUCGCCUUCCCCGGGCAGUGCUCUGUCCUGGGCGUUUACCAGCCGGAGCUCCCUCAGGGUGGCGAGCACGGACGGUUCUACGGGUUCUCGGGGUACUACAAGCUGUGGCAGUUCCUCGACCUCGACGAGUCUACGACGGUUGCAGAGAUUGUCGGCGAGGGCAAGCGCGUGUGCGGCAUGUCCCGCGAGGAGCUGUCCGCGUACAACUCCCUUCGCAAGGGCCGCGAGCACAACGUCCCGUACCUGGCCAAGUACUGCUUCAUGUCGUCCUACGUGACCACGCUGCUGGGCGGCGGCUACGGCUUCCCGGCCGAGGAGCACAUUCACUUCGUCGACGAAGUGGGCGGCUACAAGGUGGACUGGUCCCUGGGUUCCAUGCUCUACGAGAUCAACGCGCUCCCUUGGAGCUACGUGCCCCCCGCCGACCCGGCCGCCGCCGCGCAAACGUCGGCUGCUGCGGCGCAGGAGGGUCGACCAUCGGCGGCACGGGAAGGCCGGUGCACGACCAUCGUCUGGGCCUCCGUAGCCGCCGCAUUCGCGGCCGUCGCCGCCAUCGUCUACGGCUUUCUCGAGCGCACCGGGCGGCUCAACAGCAUCCACCACCGGGCGGGCGGGGCUCCUCCCCCCUACUUCGCGGCGCGCGCGGGCACGAGUGAGGAGGCGUCGCCUUGGAGGAUGACGGGGGCCGUUGGCAGCGGCGGCGUGAUCGGGACGGGCCGUGACCGCGGGCGGAGGACGAGCGGCGGCUCGCAGUACGAGAGCAUCUCGGACGUGUCUUCGUCAAGGGCGUGA
Messenger RNA from Ectocarpus siliculosus, 1854 nucleotides. The record is from the annotation of a GenBank genome assembly. Lineage: Eukaryota; Phaeophyceae; Ectocarpales; Ectocarpaceae.